AGCUGCACAGAGGCUGGAGUGGACUCUGUGGGACUUAAAGGACCGAGUGAAGCACAGACGCACACGAGACACCAGGGCCUCAGAGCUUCCUACAUUAAAGGAAGUGGAGCUUGUUAUGAACCUGUCAGGGUGCCACCGUCCAAUUCCAAAAAAUUCAUGUCCCACGGACAGGCAUUCCAGAAAGUACCGCACCAUCUCUGGAGUGUGCAACAACAGGGAUCACCCUUUCUGGGGCGCGGCUAACACCGCCCUGGCCAGAUGGCUGCCACCGCAGUACGAGGACGGAGAGCGGUCCCCCCGAGGCUGGCACAGCAGGCGCCUCUACCACGGCUUCCCCCUGCCCCCGGUCAGGGAAGUCAGCAACGUGAUAAUGCGCGACUCUGGCGGGGCCCUGCUCGAGGAUGAGACUUACUCCCAGAUGCUGGUGGACUGGGGCCAGUACGUGGACCACGACAUCUCCUUCACCCCGCAGAGCGCUAACCAAGCAACCGCGCAGCCAGCCUGCUCUGGCACCUGUGAAAACACUAAUCUCUGCUUCCCUAUCCAGGUUCCACGUGAUGACCGGCUGUCAGGUCAGCGGAAGUGUUUACCAUUCAUUCGCUCUUCCCCGGCAUGCCCGUCCAGCACUGAUGAUGUAAACACCCUGCUUCACAAGCUUCGCACAGGGCUGGCACGGGAGCAGGCCAAUGGAAUCACCUCCUUCCUGGACGCCUCCACGGUGUACGGCAGUAGCUCCACCCUGGAGCGCCGUCUCCGCGACCCGUCCAGCCAGUCUGGAGGCCUCACCGUCAACCCCCACUUCACAGACCAUGGCCGAGCACAUCUGCCAUUCGUCCCCAACCCUCCCCAUGCCUGCCUUCCAGACCCAGGGGGACCACCGGGCGAGAGGGGAGAGUGCUUCCUCGCAGGAGAUAGCCGGGUUAAUGAGGUCCUCUCUCUCUCCGCCCUCCACACACUGUGGGUGCGAGAACACAACCGUCUAGGCCAUGCCCUGAAAUCACUCAAUCCUCAUUGGAGCACUGAGACCACCUACCAGGAGACCCGCAAGAUAAUUGGAGCUCUGCACCAGAUCAUAACCUACAGGGACUAUAUUCCUAAAGUCCUUGGACCUGAGGCUUUCACUCAGUACGUUGGCACGUACAGAGGUUACAACAGUUUGGUCAACCCGGCAGUCUCUAACGUUUUUGCCACAGCAGCGUUCAGGUUUGGGCAUGCAACAGUUUCACCCGUGCUGAGGAGGCUGAACGAGAGCUUCCAGGAGCAUGACCUGUACCCCUCUCUGAGCCUCCAUCAGUCUUUCUUCAGUCCCUGGAGACUGCUGAGAGAAGGGGGGCUGGACCCGGUUCUGAGAGGCAUGCUGGGAAAGCCAGCCAUGGCAGUGACCCCCGACCACCUGAUGACCCCUGAGCUCACCCAGAGGCUGCUGGUCCUGUCCAGUCCUGGGUCUCUGGAUUUGACAGCUUUAAACCUGCAGCGAGGUCGCGACCAUGGGCUUGCAGGUUACAAUGACUGGAGAGCAUUCUGUGGACUGGAAAGAGUGGAAACUCUCACUGAAAUCAGAUCAAUUAUAAGUGACCCUGCUUUGGUGAAGAAGAUCAUGGAUCUGUACGGUCACCCAAGUAACAUAGAUGUUUGGCUUGGUGGGCUGCUGGAGGACCACGUGCCUGGUGGCAGAACUGGCCCUCUUUUUGCCUGCUUGAUUGGCAAACAGAUGAAAGUGCUGCGUGAUGGAGACAGAUUCUGGUGGGAGAACAAUGGAGUUUUUACACAGGCACAGAAACGGGAACUCAAAAGACACUCACUGUCCCGGGUGAUUUGUGACAACAGCGGAGUCAGAGAGGUCCCCCCUGACCCCUUCCAAAAAGCACACUACCCACAUGACUUCCUGUCAUGUGACAACAUCCCGGCAAUGAACCUGGAGGCAUGGCGUGAUGGUGUCAGCAAAGCUUGCAGUGAUUACAAGGAACCAUAAAAGGACAGGGUAAUGGCUCCCAGAUAGCCUUCAACAUUGAAAACAUACUGUGGAAUUUCAAUGAAUGUUUCAUGAAGAGCCAUUCAACGGAAAUAAAUACAUACAUAC
Messenger RNA from Anguilla anguilla (European eel), 2080 nucleotides. RefSeq names its product thyroid peroxidase (gene tpo). The transcript has 10 exons. Lineage: Eukaryota; Metazoa; Chordata; Actinopteri; Anguilliformes; Anguillidae. Gene Ontology annotation, biological process: response to oxidative stress. The record is from RefSeq and is a predicted model, not a curated record. Bases 116 to 1972 code for a protein of 618 amino acids. Gene Ontology annotation, molecular function: heme binding; peroxidase activity.